AUGGCAUCCAAGGCAAAGCAGGCAGAGGCGAAGGUCGCUAUCAUCAAGGGCAAGGAGGCGGAGGACAUGAUUCUCGACUAUAUACGAAAGAUGAACCGUCCAUUCGGAGCCGUUGACGUCUCUGCAAACCUCAAGGGCGCAGUGCCGAAGGCUGCGACCCAGAAGAUCAUGGUCGCUCUUGCAGAGAAGGGCGACCUCGUCCAGAAGACAUAUGGCAAAACGACGUUCUUCGUCGUAAAUCAAGCAAAUCUUGAAGACAUGCCCUCCGAAAAGCUCGCCGCGCUCGAAGCCGAGGUAAAGCGGAUCGACGAGGAGAACAAGUCGCUUGGCGCGGAGGUCAAGUCUACUGGAGCGCAGCUGGCAAGGCUGAAGAGCACGCCUACAGAUAAGGAGCUUGCGGUGGAAGUCACAAAGGCUGCGGACGCGGUCCAGAAGGCGCGCGGCCACCUCGACCCUCUGCGGGCGGGCACGCCGCUCAUCUCGCAAGAGGAGUCCGCGCAGCUGGACGCAGAUUGGACGCGGUGGAGGAACGAAUGGGUACGAAGGCGGAAGAUAUUCAACACCUUCUGGUCCCUUGCGACAGACGCGCUCACGCCACAGCAGGCGACGGAGCUCGGGGAGGACCUGGGGAUCGAGUUCGACACGCCCGAGCACGGCACGCUGGAACGGGGAGUGUUGUGCGCGGCGGGGAGUGUGUUGGGGAAGAGACGGCGGUGA
Molecule: messenger RNA, 717 nt
Organism: Trametes versicolor FP-101664 SS1
Lineage: Eukaryota; Fungi; Basidiomycota; Agaricomycetes; Polyporales; Polyporaceae
Product: TBPIP-domain-containing protein
Exons: 7
Coding region: 1-717 (238 amino acids)
Biological process (GO): meiotic strand invasion involved in reciprocal meiotic recombination; meiotic joint molecule formation; homologous chromosome pairing at meiosis
Cellular component (GO): DNA recombinase auxiliary factor complex; condensed nuclear chromosome
Molecular function (GO): recombinase activator activity; double-stranded DNA binding
Source: RefSeq, a predicted model, not a curated record